Molecule: messenger RNA, 1930 nt
Organism: Armigeres subalbatus
Lineage: Eukaryota; Metazoa; Arthropoda; Insecta; Diptera; Culicidae
Product: protein deadpan-like
Biological process (GO): anterior/posterior pattern specification; regulation of neurogenesis; regulation of transcription by RNA polymerase II
Cellular component (GO): nucleus
Molecular function (GO): RNA polymerase II cis-regulatory region sequence-specific DNA binding; protein dimerization activity; DNA-binding transcription factor activity, RNA polymerase II-specific
Source: RefSeq, a predicted model, not a curated record
GAUUAUUUUUCACACGAUCCUCCCCUAUCUAAGAGCAUCAUAUUUAUGUGAAGGUAUGCGUACGCGCAUAACGAUAUGGAAGUCGGAUAAGCGCCUUUUGCUUUGCCCACUGCCGCGCCGUCUCGUGUGUCGCUAUGCAUUAGGAUAGGAGCCGUUCGGCGGUGGGUCAGCGCCUACUCCGCUUUGCGUGUGCUUCUUCUGGUUGGGUUCUAUGCGUGCCAUGUUUUGGUCGUCGUCUUCGGUGCUGUUCCGUUCUAUGCUUCGUGUACCGUGCAAAGGGCCGGCGGCGUGGGAAAAUACAAUCAAGUGGGAUGAAAGUCAAAUUUAUUAAAACAGACGGACAGACGGGGGUAGAGAGUGUAGAACAAGCAGCAUAGCGAAGCAGCCGAGCAGAUAGAUCGUGGGAACGGUUCUGGGCUGUGUUCUGUAUGAGCGACGACGGAUUGAGGUGGGGUGAAUAAAUUGUUAAUGAUAUCGAGGAUCGGUGGGAAAACAUGUGCGCAGAGGAAAGUGGGCUUGGAUCAAAUAGCUUCACACUCUGUGGACGCUUCGGGAUUUUGGGAUCGCGCAUUCGCAAUACGGAAGCGGACGGUGAUAGAUCGGGAUCAACGUGCUGCGUAGAAGUUUUGGAGUUUUAGUUUGAAGCAUAAAUCGAUACAGUAGUGAGUCGCGGUGUUGUGUGGAACUGAUAAGAAGUGUCUUAUGGGAUUAGGCUGAUUACUGAUUGUGCAUAAAAUAUGGAUCUACCGGGAAAGUCAGACCAUGGCAAUGAAGGCAGAGAGGCCGAGAGUUAUCUCAGAAGAAUUAAAGCGGAAAUAAGAAAGACGAAUAAACCUAUUAUGGAGAAGAAGCGCCGUGCAAGGAUUAACAACUAUCUAAACGAUCUGAAGGCUUUACUUUUAGACGCUAUGAAAAAGACGUACCCAAUUCGUCAUUCAAAACUAGAAAAAGCUGAUAUUUUGGAUCUGACUGUGAAACAUCUGCAGGAUUUGGAACGCCGUAAAUUGGCCGUUGCAAUGGCAGUCGACCCGACCGUGGCGGAUAAAUUCAAAAGUGGUUUCAAUGAGUGCAUCGAAGAAAUCGAUAAAUAUCUGAACACUGUUUCUAGUGUAGACGGUGGAAUGAAGCAACGAAUAUCGAACCAUCUCAAAACUUACUUGAAGUAUCAACGAUUUCCUCAGUCGGGCGUAGUGGGUCCAUUUGGGGGACUAUUCGGUCGCACUACAGAUGAGAUCAAUAACAACGGACGACUGCCGAUAGACGCUAUGUCUCUGAUCCCAUCUCUUCUGCCAAGUGGAGAACUGGCCUUCAUCAUGCCGCACAACAGCACCAAUGGAUUGCCGUUCUUCCCCAGGCUCCCUACGGGUCAAAGCCUUCCUCCACUGAAUUCUAACCACUUCAAACCGAUUCUGCAAGAGAAACAACCCUUCGCCCCAAGCCCACCAUUGAGUCCUGUUUCCGAUCAAGAGAGCGUGAAAGGAGAUCCCAAAAUCAGCACUCCGUUGGCCAAACUCAGAUCCGGCUUGGCUGAACACUUGAUGGCUGCCUUUCCUACUCCUCCGACACCGGAAGAAAAUGCACGAGCAUCUGCCUUCAUGCCGAACCGUAAGCUGAUCGACCGGAUACGGCUACAACGGGAGCUGAUGGAGAAAGCCGAACGAACGGAUGCCAAGCGCAGGAAAGUGGAUAAAGAAGUGGAGUACAGCGAUGAUGAUAGUGAUCUGGACGACGAUACGGAUGGAGGGAAAGAUAAUGCCGGGGGAGAUAUGUGGAGACCAUGGUAGAAGCGUACGGAAGAUUUUGUGAUGUUAGGAAAAUAUUUCCUGAGUAUAUCAUGAUUAGAACAUAUGAGCUUUAAAAUUUGAAGAGAGUUUCUUUGGAUUAUAUUGACAGCUUUAGUAGAUUAUAAGUUUAUUGUAGAUCAUAUGAA